Messenger RNA from Coccidioides posadasii C735 delta SOWgp, 2936 nucleotides. RefSeq names its product methionine-synthesizing 5- methyltetrahydropteroyltriglutamate--homocysteine methyltransferase (gene MET6). Gene Ontology annotation, molecular function: 5-methyltetrahydropteroyltriglutamate-homocysteine S-methyltransferase activity; zinc ion binding. Lineage: Eukaryota; Fungi; Ascomycota; Eurotiomycetes; Onygenales; Onygenaceae. The record is from RefSeq and is a predicted model, not a curated record.
UCUUCUUCUUCUUCUUCCUCUUCUCUUCUCCUUCAUCAUCACCACUCUCUCUUCCCCUCCCCCCCUCUUCUCUUCUUCCAUCAAUUGAUUCUGCAGCUCAAUUGCUGUAUCAAAUCCUUUCACGCACACUGCCUGUAUCUACCUUUGUCCCUGCUUAACCCCUCACACCCGUUCCGCUCAGCUUUUCCUUGAUCCAAAUCCUUCAAGAUGGUCCAAUCCUCCAUCCUCGGGUUUCCCCGCAUGGGGCGCCUACGUGACUUGAAAAAGGCCACUGAAGCAUACUGGGGAGGCAAGAUCUCCCGUGAUGAUCUCUUGAAAGAAGGCAAGCGUUUGAGAUUGGAGCACUGGCAGAUCCAAAAGGAUGCUGGUGUCGACCUUAUCCCAAGCAACGACUUUGCUUUCUACGACCAAGUCUUAGACCACAUUCAACUCUUCGGGGUCAUUCCUGAAAGAUAUUCUAAAUAUGGACUCCACCCACUUGAUGAAUACUUUGCCAUGGGCCGUGGCCUGCAGAGACCGGCCAAGGAUGGCGAGCCUGCCGUUGACGUUCCCAGUUUGGAAAUGGUGAAAUGGUUUGACUCCAACUACCAUUACGUCAAGCCAACCCUUCAGGACAACCAGGAAUUCAAGCUCUCCGCCAACCCCAAGCCUGUUGUCGAAUUCAAGGAGGCAAAGGAGGCUGGAAUCAACACCCGCCCCGUCAUCUUGGGUCCUGUUUCUUUCCUCGUCCUCGCUAAGGCCGACCGUGGCCAGUCUGUCGACCCUGUUUCUCUCCUUGAGAAACUUUUGCCUCUCUAUGAGCAGCUCUUGAUUCAGCUCAAGGAGGCCGGUGCUGAGACCGUCCAGAUUGAUGAGCCAGUGCUCGUUUUCGAUCUUGCCGCUAAGGCCAAGGCUGCCUUCAAGCCAGCCUAUGAGAAGCUCGGCGCCCUUGGUGACAAGGCUCCUCGUAUCGUGUUCGCUACCUACUUUGGUGACAUCGUUCACAACAUCGAUGUCCUCGCCCAUCUCCAAAGCCUCUAUGCUAUCCACGUCGACCUCGUCCGCAACCCUGAGCAGCUCGAGACGGUCAUUGGAGCCCUCGGUCCCAACCAGAUCUUGUCCGCCGGUGUCGUCGAUGGACGUAACAUCUGGAAGACCAACUUCAAGAGAGCAAUUGAAAUUGUCGAGCUAGCUAUCCAAAAACUAGGCAAGGACCGAGUCAUUGUGGCUUCCUCUAGCUCUCUCCUCCAUACUCCUCACACCCUCGAAAGCGAGAAGAAACUUGAUCCUGAGGUCCGUGAUUGGUUCAGCUUUGCCGUCGAGAAGGCCGCCGAAUUGGUUAUCAUCGCCAAGGCUGUCACCGAGGGCCCAGCCGCUGUCCGAGAACAGCUCGAGGCCAACGCCAAGUCCAUCCAGGCUCGUGCUUCAUCCAAGCGCACCAAUGAUCCAAAGGUUAAAGAGAGACAGGCUGCCGUCACCGAUGAGAUGCACAACCGCCAGUCUCCAUUCCCUGAGCGUAUCAGCCAGCAGCAGAAACACCUUAAUCUCCCAAUGUUCCCUACCACCACCAUUGGUUCCUUCCCUCAAACCUCUGAGAUCCGUAUCCAGAGAAACAAGUUCACCAAGGGCGAAAUCACCGCCCAGCAAUAUGAGCAAUUCAUCGAGAAGGAGAUUCAGGAUGUCGUCAAGAUCCAGGAGGAAUUGGAUCUGGACGUCUUCGUGCACGGUGAACCCGAGCGUAACGACAUGGUCCAAUACUUUGGUGAGAGACUGACUGGUUACGUCUUCACCACACACGCCUGGGUCCAGAGUUACGGCUCUCGUUGCGUCAGGCCUCCAAUCAUUGUCGGUGAUAUCUCCCGCCCUGCACCAAUGACCGUUAAGGAGUCCAAGUAUGCCGCUUCUAUCUCCAAGAAGCCAAUGAAAGGCAUGCUUACUGGUCCAAUUACCUGCUUGCGCUGGUCUUUCCCUCGUGACGAUGUUCACCAGUCUGUCCAGGCCCAGCAGCUCGCUCUCGCACUUCGCGACGAGGUCGUUGACCUAGAAGCCGCCGGUAUCUAUGUCAUCCAAGUUGAUGAGCCUGCUCUCCGUGAAGGCCUUCCACUCAGAUCCGGCAAGGAGCGUGAGGCCUAUCUUAAGUGGGCAGUUAAGGCCUUCCGCCUCGCCACCUCCGGCGUUAAGGAUAGCACCCAGAUCCACUCCCACUUCUGUUACUCCGAGUUCCAGGACUUCUUCCAUGCAAUUGCCGCUCUCGAUGCCGAUGUUCUCAGUAUUGAAAACAGCAAGAGUGACGCCAAGCUUCUCAAGGUUUUCGUCGACGAGAAGUAUCCACGCCACAUUGGUCCUGGUGUGUACGAUAUUCACUCUCCUCGUGUCCCAAGCGAGCAGGAAAUCAAGGAUCGCAUUGAGGAGAUGCUUCAGUUCCUCCAGCCAGAUCAACUCUGGAUCGAUCCCGACUGCGGUCUCAAGACCAGACAGUGGGCGGAGACCAAGGCUGCUCUCACCAACAUGGUGAAUGCUGCCAAAUACUUCCGCCAAAAGUACUCUAAAUAAAUACUUCUCUCACAUUUUCCUUUCGAUGCUCCUCUAAACGGAGCAGUUGUUUGUAUAUGACGAUUGGGAUGACUUCAUUUUAACAUGAUGGCAGUCAAAACUCAAAAAGGAGAAAAUCUUUCAACAUGCAUGCAUAGCUGGUCAGACUGGGUUUUAUGACGGGGGUGACAUGGUAAAAGCGAAAAGAAUACCCACGAUCUCAACAUCGGCGUUGGUGAAUUGGUGAUUUAUCACGGCAUUUGGUCUUCUUUUGCUUUUAUUUUAGGUUCUGGUCUUGACAUGUUUUUAUUCUCAUGGGCGGUACUCGGUCAAAAUGAUGUGGUGAUGCGGUUUAUUUUUGACAAUACUUAAUGAUUCAACGGCUAGUUAAAGAAGCUGAAUAAAAAUGUAAUUCAACAUCUUCC